AUGGUUCUGGGACGACUGAUGCACUACGCAGGCGAUGCGCUGCUCAUCUCCACCGUGCUCGCAGGCAUCAAGCGCCAGACUGGCCUCCGUCCAGAUAUCGACCGCAUCUCUGAACCUACAACCAAGGGCCUGCUCGAAAAGUACCUCGGAUUCGGCGAAUUCGUCUUCGACAGCAGCGUCGCCGCAGCACGCGCCUCGUCUCUCUUCCGGAAGGACCUCGUCGACAGGCUUCAGGGCCGACCUGCUCCUUAG
Messenger RNA from Moesziomyces antarcticus, 252 nucleotides. RefSeq names its product DUF1748-domain-containing protein. Gene Ontology annotation, cellular component: cytoplasm. Lineage: Eukaryota; Fungi; Basidiomycota; Ustilaginomycetes; Ustilaginales; Ustilaginaceae. Bases 1 to 252 code for a protein of 83 amino acids. The transcript has a single exon. The record is from RefSeq and is a predicted model, not a curated record.